CCAAAAUGUCCCUUUGGGAUCCGCCCCCUGUGAACUAACUUAUAACUUCGUUAAUAUUACACGUGUCUAGGCUACUUAGGCGCUUAGACCAGUCACUACUUCACUUCCCCGGGCGACAAAUCCAUUCCAACUUGGAGUUUUAUGGUUAGACUUCUAGAUAAUUUUCACUUUAAGGAUUGGCGAUUUUCUCAUCAAAACUUGGCGAUCAACGAGACUGAAAACCUGGCAACCAUGUAUCUCGAGGUGUCUCGUUAUUUGUCGCUUUUUUGAAGUACCAACUUUUGGUGGUCUACUUGAAUAUUUUUUUUUACAAUAUUUGAUCUUUUGUAAUUAUUUGAUGUACGGACACCCAUAUAAUCUGAAGAUUUGAUUUUAUGCGGUAGUACGUGAAUACACGUUUUGUUAGUGGUUUUUUCAAGAUAUUGUGAAAAUCGGUAGGUGUUAAGAUGGGUGACACUAUGCCAGAUUUCUCUAAUCUUUUCUACAACAUUGAAGGCGAUUUGCUUAGCGAAAGAAAAAAGAAUUUCAGAAAACUAUUGGAAAUUCCUUGCUUCAAACAAAAUUCUGAGCAGCUUCACCGAGCUUUGGCUGAUUUGAAGCCCCGCACAUAUCUAGAAGGUUUAUUUAAAGUUGAUGCUCUUAUACACUUUAAAAGAACUGAAGAAUUGUUGGAAAUAUUGAAAGAAGGCAAUGAGGUUUAUAUGAGCAAACUGUUGAAACAGACUUGGUUCAUCAAAGAAGUCUUUGAUAAUAUGACAUGCCAUGAAUUUGUGAACAAAUUCCUACCAACUAUGUCAUAUUCGUUCAAGAUUAAGUUCAUCAAAAAGAUGUGCCUUAUUUGGGAUGAAGCCAAACAUGAUGAGUUAUUUGUUUGCAUUUUUGAUCGCUAUGGCCUCCCCCUGGCAAAGACAAACCUCCACAAAUGUUCUGCAGAAAAAAUCCACAAGACUUUGGAGUUAUAUGAAAUCAAGUUGACUUCGAAUCAAGAGAAGCAUUUAUUUGAUAGAAGCGAAAACAUAUUUUUAGACUACAUUCUUCAUCAUAAUGAAUCGGAAUCUCUUUCUAAAUAUGAUGAACCAAAGGUUAUCGGUUACGUUGCGUUGAAAAACCCAGGAUUUUUGCUGGAACUCAAACAGCAAAACGCGUUUGUUCUUCAUACUUUGGGUCGCAGAACAACCAAAAAAAUAUUCAACAUCGUUAAAGAAGAUGUCAAGAAUAACGUAGACGCUCAUCAAAAACUUUUAAAAAAUUCCGUCAUGGUAAGGAAGUUGGGAAAAGAUUUUGACGCUGUUUUUGAAAAGAUCUUUCCGAAAAAUUUCCACGAAGACUUUUUAUUUUUGAAAUACAGUACCCCUUUCCGACUGUUGAGUUUGUACCCCAAAAAGAAAAAAUGGCAGUUGUUUUAUCGAACGUACGCGAAGAAAUUUCCUGAUAAAGAACUGUCAGACCUUUUGUCCGUCUUCGAUGAUUACAUAAUUAAACUCAAUGCGGAUAAAACCAUAAUUCAAAAGUGGGCUGAAAUUAAAUAUAAGGAUAAUAACGAUGAAGGAUAUCUUCCAUACUAUACUGACGUUCCUCAAGCGGUCACUUUGAUUAAGGAAAAAAUCAAUGUCACUUCUGACAAGUCUAACAGAGUACGUCUCGUUAAACUAUUGAUUGAUUCUUGUAAAAUAAAUGGCGAUCCAACUACAUUAGAAAAAGUGUUAGCAUAUAUUGUUAAAAGACAUAGAAAUGAGGAUCCUUCAGAUAGAAUCAACAUCUUGCGUUCUAUAAGUAGUAUCCAUAUGGAAAAACUCAAUGACAAGCACUGGCAACACAUCAGAACAUUGGUCAAAAUUAUCAAGGUUCAGAAAGACAUACAUUAUUAUGGGUGUAUAGGAGAUAUUGAUCAGAAUUACAUCGAGUACCUCAUUAAGAAGAAACAACCAAUCGGAGAUCCUGUAAGAGAAUACUUGGAGGAAUACGAUAAAGGGCUACAUCGAAUUGAACUUUUUUUCUCGGAUCCAUCGAUCCAUUCUAAAUUUAUCGAUGAAGUUUGUAAAGUUUUUCCACGAGUUGUUAAAAGUAAAAAUGUAUCAGAAUUAUUCAGCUAUGCCAUUGAUUUUUGUACAAGUAAGAAAAACCAUGCAUUGGAUUUAAAUAAGUAUCCCCACUUGGUUGAAUUUAUGAGGAAAGCAUUAAAGUCAGAGAAGAUUGACAAGAAGAAUUCUCAAAUUAUAAGACAGAUUUUUCUGUACAACGUUUCAUGUCCUGAAUACGCGUUUUCUAUUGAUGAAAGUUUUAUGUUACAUUUCAUUUUAGAACAGAUUGAGAAAAACUAUAUCUAUCUGCCAGAUUUGCUCAACAAAAUCAUAUUGAAAAAAGAAAGAACAGCCUUCGAGAACCAAGUGUUUAAAAUAUAUUGGGAGAAUAUUGAGAAACAUUACGACGCAAGUAUAGGAGAAUGGUUUUUUUUGCACGAUCCAAAAUCUGUCGCACCUUAUUUCGAUAAAAUUUCCUGUAUAAGCGCUAGCGGUAGAUACGGCAUUAUAUCGGACAAUGCGGCUGCGGCUAUAAAAUAUUAUUCGCAUUUCGGUUUUGAUAAAAACCUUUGUGAAGAGUACAAAGAGAAAGUGGAUUCAUUGCUGAAUCUUGAAGAUGAGGCAAUAAACUGUGCUGACUCUAUAAGACGUUUCAUAACACACCUUGCACAUUUGCUUUCUACUGAUGAUUUUUUGAAACUCGUACUAAAAUGUGUACCAGAAAAGCAUAAAAUCGAUGUUGAGGAUCCGAAAAUGAAAGAAUUAUUUGCGUUACAGACGGAUUUCAUUCGAGUUUUGCACAAGGUAGCAGAACCUUCAAAAAUGUUGGAUCCUUUGGUGAGAUUCUGUGUUGGAGAUUAUCUAAGGUACGCUCUUCAACCACUUUACAGUAUCAUGUACAGAUCUCCAGAGGAGAAAAUACGUCCUUGUAUAGAGACUUUAGCAAAAAGGUCAAUGUCCGUGAGAAAACACGCACUUUGUUUGAAUACCCUUCUUUUGGAUCAAAAAACUGCAGUUGAUACUUUGAAGAGUGCAAAAUCGACAGACAGUUCCGAGAAUAGUAAUAUAUUUCAAAAGACGAUAAAAUAUUUCCUAAAAAAUCCGUCCAAGGAUAUGUUUUCCUUAUGUAUGACACAUUUGAAAAUUAUUGAUAAAAACGACGUAGAAACCUUGGACAUGUUAAUAGAUAUUUCGUUUCCUCGAAGUUACAAAGCCGAAUAUCUGGAAAAUCUUUGGACAUUCUUCGAGGAUCUUAAAUCUAAAGGUGUAAAAAUUGAGAAAUAUUUGGACAGUAUCAUGUCAGCGAUAACCCUUGACGGUAAAGUCUUUACCGCUUUAUCUGACAGAUUCAUCUAUAAAAUUAUACACGACUAUUUCAAGUUUGAUAAUAUUUGUAAUAUCAGAUUGUUCAUGUUGGAAAUUUUACUUACAAGGAUAUCUGAUAGAGACAAAAUUUUCAAGGAGGUGUUCAAUGUGCUGAAAGAAGGUCACUACAAAGUAGCACGCAAUUUUGUUGAAGAAUUAUUCGAAUAUGUAAAACGUAAUAAAAAGGUAGUCGAGGACGAAACUUUUUUGGAGAUGUUCUACAAAUAUUGGAGCAUGAAGUUUCCUUUAGAAUACGGUUUGCAAGAACACAUUUCUUUGCGGAUAGUAGUCUAUUAUAAAAACUGUGCAACAACAGAAUCGUUUGCACAAAAUGUAGUCGAUUAUUUCGAACAUAUUUUGGAAAGAUAUGGUGCUUUAGUUUUGGAUAUAUUCAAAUCUGGGUUGGACUUAAUGUUGAACGCGUUAGAAACGAUUGAUAAAUACAAGUUCUACUUAAAUGCUAUGAGGUACAAACCUCGCCCUGAACUAUGUGUCUUGGUGAUUAAAAGCAUUGAAAAUAUUGAUUCAAAAUCGGAAGAGGAUUUAGUUAAGGUCUAUAAAGAAUUGAAUAACAUUUUGGCGAAUUUUGGAGAUGAAAUUUGUAAAAUUCAUUACCAAUAUUAUUUACUAAAAAAUAGCUCUAAUACGAUAUAAACAUCCCAAUGUUGGUUUUAUAAUUUUUGUUAGUCGUUAAGUAAGAAAUUUAUUUUCAGUUAUAAUAAUCUAACUCAUGGGUAAUGACAU
Messenger RNA from Acanthoscelides obtectus, 4130 nucleotides. The record is from the annotation of a GenBank genome assembly. NCBI's taxonomy places the organism in Eukaryota, Metazoa, Arthropoda, Insecta, Coleoptera, Chrysomelidae.